This is a messenger RNA of Stegastes partitus (bicolor damselfish), 3125 nucleotides long. RefSeq names its product probable palmitoyltransferase ZDHHC16. NCBI's taxonomy places the organism in Eukaryota, Metazoa, Chordata, Actinopteri, Pomacentridae. The transcript has 10 exons. Bases 169 to 1275 code for a protein of 368 amino acids. Gene Ontology annotation, molecular function: palmitoyltransferase activity. The record is from RefSeq and is a predicted model, not a curated record.
UCGUACAUUGAACCGCUCGGUGCCGUCGGGCUGCAGCAGUCAGCGGAGACGUUAAACCUCGAGCCCAGCCUCAGCAUGACCUGACCGGACAGCUGCAGGCUUUCCGCCCCGUUCUCCUGACCAGGCAGAGUGUUUAGGAGGGGAGGAGGAGGAGGCGGCGGCGGCGGCAUGCGUAUGGGCAGCAGCUGGAGGUGGCAGCUCUCCCGGGCCAUGCGACUCGCAAUGCGCUGGUGCCGGCUGUGCCGCCUGCAGAGGGGAGGCCGAGGCGGCGGCAGCAGCAGCAAACCGUGGAUCAGCGGCAGGUUGUUGGAGCUGUGGAGCUACAGCAAGCUGCUGCUGCAGUCGCUUUAUUACAACAGUCUCACCAACUUUGACACUCUGCUGGACUGUGCGUUCGAACCCGUCUACUGGAUUGUGGAUAACGUGACUCGCUGGUUUGGAGUGGUGUUUGUCUGUCUCGUCACCCUUCUGACGUCCUCGGUUGUGGUCAUCGUCUACCUGUUUGUCCUACCCACAAUCCUCAGCAGUUACCCUGUGCACUGGAUUGUCUGGCACCUCUGCUGCGGCCACUGGCUUCUCGUCAUGGUGGUCUUCCAUUACUACAAGGCCACCACCACCUCACCGGGACACCCGCCAAAGGACAAAAUUCACAUCCCCUCUGUGUCCAUCUGUAAGAAAUGUAUCACACCAAAACCACCGAGGACGCACCACUGCAGCAUCUGCAACGUGUGUGUUUUGAAGAUGGACCACCACUGUCCCUGGUUGAACAACUGUGUCGGCCAUUUCAAUCAUCGCUACUUCUACUCGUUCUGCGUCUACAUGACUCUGGGCUGCAUCUACUGCAGCAUCAGCAGCAGGGACUUGUUUCUGGAGGCCUACAAUGCUAUAGAGACUUACUACCAGACCCCUCCUCCAGACUACACCUUCAGAGAAACCACUGCUCAUAAGAGCAUCAUCUUCCUCUGGGUGCUAACCAGCUCAGUGGCAGUGGCUCUGGGAGGACUCACCUUGUGGCAUAGCAUGCUCAUCAGCAGAGGAGAGACCAGCGUGGAGCGACACAUCAACCGCAAAGAGGCCAAGAGACUGAGGGAGAAGGACAAGGUGUUCAGAAAUCCAUAUCAUCACGGUAAAAUGAACAACUUGAAGUUACUGUUUGGUGUGGAGAAAAGGAGUCACUGGUUCACUCGGGUCCUCUUGCCCUCCAGCCAUCUUCCCAGUGGAGACGGCAUCAUGUGGGAGUGCACCUUCUCCAGGAGAGACCCCAUGGCCAUCUGAGGUCCAGCCUUAAAUUCCUCUACCACAUCAAAAACCUUAAAUCUGCAUUUAGACUACAAGCAACAUGGUGGAUGUGUCGCAGCGAGAAGCUCCAUCAGUUUCAGUCUGCUACACAAAGAAAAAUAUGUUUUUACACAAAUCAGGAGCUGCACUAAUCCAAAGUGAGGAGCACAUGGAAGACACUACUGACGAAACUUCUUAUGAUCCUUUCCACCUGUCAGCCUUGCACAAGAGGUCUGACGUGAGACCGCAACGAUGCUGACUGAUUGGAUUUCUGGGUGCUGCUGGUCAGCAUCCUCCUCCAGCAUAAACCCAACCAUUAGUCAAGACACGACUAAGAAUUGUACAUUUCUUGGACUGAAAAUCCACACAACAGACUCUUUCUUAAAAGUGUGUGAGAUGGAUGGAUGAAAACACUGUAGGUUGCGGGUACAGCGCAUUAAAGGUGCUUUGUGUUGCAUUUUUCAAACAUCAAAUCAGCACAUUGUAAACUGAUACUUUGAUAUGAUUAAUAGCUGCCGUCUUACUCCAGUUGUGUUGUUAAUGUGAUCAAAUUAAUACUAUAUUUCCCUGAAACUCUGCUUCUUUACUGCAGGUGUUUCCUAUCUUUGCCUUUAAGUGUUUUGUUUUCCAUUUGGAAACAACUUUAUUCUAUCAACCUUAUUUCCCUGAUAGGAGCACCACUCUCUUGUUAAUUCGUGCUGUAAAACGGUCCAGCAGAUCUAAAUCUGACUUGUGGGCUGGAGACGUAAAAAGAAAAGACUGGCUGUCUUGUCAGAGAAGCUCUCCUGUGUUUACACUGCAGUAAUGUGCCAGCAUGAAUGUGCUCAUGAUUCAUUGAUGAUAAAAGUGCAAAACACAGCACCAAUAACAUCUGUACUGAUCAGUGGCUCAGUGUUCAGUCAGCGACCUGAGCCUGUUUAUUCGAAAGGUCUUUAAGCUUUUAUUGUAUAAUUUGUGUAUAAUGACUGUUUGUGUCUUAAAUAUCAUGAGAUGAAAACGUAAUUUCAAUAUUAAUUUCUGAUUUGUUUGAUAGGUGUCCUGUGAUUAUUUCAAUAACUCUCUGAAAUCUUAUGUUUACUACCCUCGAUGUUUACACCUUCAGUUUAACUGUUGUGUGUUUUGAAAGCGUGUGCUGAUGAGAUUGAUUUUGAAACUGGUCUGGGCUUGUGUUCUGGUGCCAAAGAGCGAAAAACCAAGAGUUUGAUUCACUUUUCUUCAACUUCUGACUUGAAUCUUUUGCUUGUUCAACAAUUUAAAGGUGGAGUCUGUGGUUCUGUAGAAAGAUUGUUGAGCUCGUUCGCAUGUUCAAGGUAAAUACUUUCAAUUAAUCAGUGGUAUUAAUAGCAGAAUAAUGUGUGGAUCGGUUUGAGAUCCUGUGUUUGUUCCAUUUACAGAGCGAGGGCUGUGAAUGUAUAUUGGGUUUCCAUCUAUACUAAACAGACAGCUAGCGGGCGUGAGGAGAUAUUCACUGACUGACAAAGUGUAUUGCAAUAGAAUCACUGACUCCACUUUUAAGAAAAUGGAAAAAACCCACACAACACCCAAUUUCUUACCUUCAACAUUUCAUUUUUGGAUGCUGGUAAAAAAAGUUGUUGUGUGCCUUGUUUGGAUCUUCAGCCUUGAAAUUGAGCCUCUAUAAAUAAGUAAAUCAGGCACUGUGAAAUGUAAUUCUGUAUUUUUAAUUAAGAUUUUUCACUGCUACGUGUUCACAUCAGUGACUUCAUGAUGGAUGAGUUGGAUGUGUAGUUGCCAUAGAAACAUGACGUCCACCUAUGAUAUCAUUUGUAAUCAAAAGGAGCUGUGCUCUGGUUUGAAUUUUCUUUUUAAAAUAAAACAAGUUUUUACAA